AUGGCUCUGAAUCAACUCCCUGUCGCCGGCAAGCUUUUCGAGGUUCAGGACGGCACCAAAUAUGCUUACGUACAUAUCCCUAGUGCGGUAUCGAAGCCAACCUUCUUGCUCCUUCACGGCUUCCCUAGCUCCAGUUAUGACUGGCGUUUCCAGAUCAAGACGCUGGCGGAUCUUGGCUACGGUGUUAUUGUACCAGAUUUGCUUGGUUAUGGCGAUACUGAUAAGCCCGCCGAGCUCGAGAGGUAUAAGUUCAAGAAAAUGGCGUCAGACAUUGUACAGAUUCUGGACAAAGAGUCUAUAGGGACGGUAAUUGGUGUCAGCCAUGAUUGGGGCUCGGGGCUUUUAUCCCGCCUGGUGAAUUACCACCCCGAUAGAUUUUCGGCUCUUGUUUUCACAUCUGUUCCUUAUAUGGAACCUGGACCAUUUGACUUGGAUGGUCUGAAUGCCAUGACAGAGGCGGCCUUUGGCUAUCCUACUUUUGGGUACCAGUACUUUUUCAAUGAAGAUGAUGCUGCCGAGAUUUGCAACCGUAACAACGAAUCUCUAACAUCACUGGCCUAUCCCACCAAUCCUGAAAUCUGGAGAACUCAUAUGGGGCCCAUUGGGGCUGCCAAGGCCUGGGUAACGGCCAACACUAUCAAGCCACUACCUGCAUGGCUUUCUGAGUCCGAAGCGGCUGUUCAUAAUCAAAUCUUUAGCAAAGGAGGCUACACAGGUCCACUCAAUUGGUAUAAAGCCGCUAUACGCGGCCUCAACGCGGAAGACGACGCCGAGAUUCCUGAAGAACGGAAGUUCGUUAACGCUCGGACUCUGGUUGUCGUCUCGGACCAGGACUACGUUACCCGAGCAGAAGUAGCUGAACAGCUCUCUGCAGUUCGUCUGCGGGAUUUUAGCAUCAAAAAGGUCGUAGGGUGUGGUCACUGGAUUCCAGUGGAGAAAAAGGAUGAGUUCUCCGAGAUCCUAGUUCAGUUCGCAGAAGGGGCUGGAGGCGCAUGA
Messenger RNA from Venustampulla echinocandica, 996 nucleotides. RefSeq names its product putative epoxide hydrolase 2. Gene Ontology annotation, molecular function: hydrolase activity. Lineage: Eukaryota; Fungi; Ascomycota; Leotiomycetes; Helotiales; Pleuroascaceae. The transcript has 5 exons. Bases 1 to 996 code for a protein of 331 amino acids. The record is from RefSeq and is a predicted model, not a curated record.